Daphnia pulicaria is the source of this 6872-nucleotide messenger RNA. RefSeq names its product tudor domain-containing protein 1-like. NCBI's taxonomy places the organism in Eukaryota, Metazoa, Arthropoda, Branchiopoda, Diplostraca, Daphniidae. The coding region runs from base 207 to 6590 and encodes 2127 amino acids. The record is from RefSeq and is a predicted model, not a curated record. The transcript has 13 exons.
UUAUUGUCUGGUAAAAAAUCAGAAGCACAGCCAUAACACGAGAGACGCGAGUCGUGAGAAGUAUGGUAGGAGAUCUCAGUGCUCAGAAAUAAAUUUCACAAUCUCUUUUUAAUCAGGUGCUUAACGAGGCACAAUCGCAAUUGCAGCCCUUGAAAGUCCAAUAUUGCCUUUGCUGCAUGCCACUUCUUUAAAUAUUGAUAUUGAAAAUGGCUGCAGCUAGCAUGUUGGUCAACGUGACCCAUAUUGACGACUCCGUUCGUGGUCGUCAAGGGCCAUGUGUUUAUUUCUGGGGUUCUACACAUGAUCGCAGUUUGUAUUUGACGAUGGAGCUGUAUCUGGAAUCCAUCAGGCAACAUUUAGAAUCGAAAGUUCCACCUAUGAAUCUUAGUGACCUGGACAGUAACGAGAUUUUUUGUGUACUCAUCAAUCACCGUUGGCAUAGAGCAACAGUACCUGAAUUGAAGUUAAACCGUACUGGAAUGCUUGAAGUCUACUGUGUUGAUUCUGGGAAAACACACACAGUUCCUCUCAUCUUCCUUCGGACUCUGGACAUUCCUGGAUAUGAAGCAGAAAACAUCCGUGACUGCCCUCCUCUUGCUAGUAAAUUCAUACUUGCUGAUGCAGUUGCUCCAUUUGGCCUUGGAACUCAUACCCGACAAUGGAGUGAUUUAGCAAUGACGUUUUUAAAAAUCCAUGUCGAAAAUGAAAUCUGGAAAGCUAUCCCCAUGGCAAUGUUUGGUGAACAUCAAGGUGUAAGGUUGUUUGAUUCGAACAAUCAGCUUCUGGCAAGUGCCCUGGUCCAACAAGGGCUAGGCGUAGCAGCUCAAUCCUACCAUGAAGCUUUAGCCAUGUGCGAGACAAUGGAAAAGCAACCUUCAUUCAUGAAACCUGCAUUCUACAGUUAUCCAGUAAUGAAAUUGUUUCCUGCUGGAUGCAACAUUUCAUCUCUAAGUGGUCCUUUACGACCUAAUUUUGCCAUCCCUUCUGCCCAACAAAACUUGCCAACGGUUUCUACUAGGACGUACGUGACCAACAAUCUUCCUCUUAAAGAACGCUAUGACGUCAUUGUCACGCAUAUUUCAGAAGGGCCUUUUCAAUUCUUCGUUCGAAUGAAGAGCGAGACUAAAAAUCUUCAAGAAAUACGCAAGCAUCUAGAUUCCAUGGCUCCAACUCCAUUUCAAGGAACGCCUCUUGGCUCGGCGUGUAUCGCGGUCUCCCCAUCUGACCAACUCUUUCAUCGUGGAUUGAUAACGGGUAUGAAGGAUUUUGGAACACCGUCCUGCAAAUACUCCGUCUUCUUCGUCGAUAUCGGAACACAGAUUCCUAUUGAUCGUGCCUUAAUUUAUGAUAUCCCAGACGAGCUCUUGGUACCGUGCCUCUGUGCAUAUCGCGUCUCUUUAUUUGGAGUGGAGAAUAUUUCGAAAUUGCCUGGUCUGAAUCGAAUUUUCGCUGCAUUGGUGAACAAAGAAAGUAAUCUCAAGGCCGAAGUUGAAGACGACGAAAGGCAGCAAAUCAGCCUGUACAUCUCUGGUCGCAGUAUAUGCGAUAUUCUUGCUGCAAUUUAUUCGAAUCCCCAGGAUAACAGUCCCAUUUCAAGUGUGACGUCAACAUCUACUCUCCUAUUGUCAACAGUUGCUGUUCCCUUUUCUGUGAUUCAGAUGCCACCUUUGAAUUUGGCUGCGGAGGAGAGCGUUUUUGUUACUGACGCUGGAACGUCUGGCUAUUUUUUUGGGCAGCUUGAGGAAAUAAGGCUACCAAAUUCAAAGACAGGAUGCGGCCUUAAGGAUCUCAACGAUUUGGCUGAUGAGCUUAAAAAUGCUUAUUCUACUCAAGCGAAUCCUCCCCUUCUAUAUGCUGGUAGCGAAAGUCGAUUGGGCCACCAUGGAGUUGUUAUUUGGGAAGAAGAUGGUGUAUACUAUCGCGUCCGAGUAACAAAGGAAAUGGGAAACGAGGCCGAAAUACUAUUUAUCGACUUCGGAAAUACCAUUGUUGUACCACGCAACACAAUUCUGUCACCCAUAAAAUCUUUGACUCGCUUCUGCCAUCCGCCGUAUGGAAUUCAUUGCAAGCUGGAAGAAGGCGUGGCUCUUCCCUCCCAGAAAUGGAAGCAUCUCAUCGUGGAUCGAUGGAUUAAAGUGAAGAUCGGACGUUGUGUGGAAGGGAUAUACUCAGUCACAUUCACUAGUGAUCUAGGCAAUGGCAUCAUUGCCACGAAAAUUCAGAAUGCUGUUUCUAGACCGAAUGCCGUAGAACCUGUUAACAAACAGAAAAAACAGGCAGAAUCUGCUGUUCUAGAAUCGGUGGCCAAAAUUCUGACUUCGAUCCCAAUCAGUGAUGACCGCCUUAUCAAGAGUAGCAACAACGGAAAUUUCUCGGUAACGAUCAAAAAUAGUCCGUGUAUUGACGAGAAAAUUUCGGAAACUACUGUUAUCGAAACGGAUAAGCGUUUGUCUCAACCGGCCUUUAUUGAAUCUGAUCUUCCUCGCGACCUUCGCAAAAUUGACGAUGGGUCUAAUCAAGACAACGUCGAGACGGAAGCUAAGGAAACGAAUUUGCUGGAACCGGAAAUUCUACCUCAAACAAGUGAAAUGGAACCAUUAAGCAAGGAACCAGAAUUCAGUUCAAAGCUUAUUCCUGGUCCAGUUAGUACCUGUACAACUAUUCCAAAACAAUCCAGUUCGGUUGACAACGAGAUACCAAAAGUUUUGAAUCAAGAAGAGAAACAGGAACUGACUGAAAACCUCCCAGCUGUAAAAUCCGACAUUGAGGCAGCAACUCAAGAACUCAAGAAAGUUAAUGAUGCAUCAGGGCGCUUAAGGCCGUUAACAUCUCACCAACAGCAGUUGAAUUAUCCAGAAAAAAUCGAUGUUCCGAUAAAUCAGCAAGUUGAAGUUGUUUAUGUAAACGACCCGUCGAGUUUCUACCUUCAGCUGUUAGAAUCUUGCACCGUCCUUGCACAAUUAGGAACCAAUCUCAACACAGUUUAUUCCGAUGAAUCCAAACCUUCAAUUGUAGAUCCGAAGGUCGGCUUGGCAUGCGUGGUUCAAUACGAAGAAGACAACGGAUGGUAUCGCGGACAAAUUAUAAAAUUCUGUGAUCCUCUGCGAGCCACUGUUCUUUUCGUCGAUUAUGGAAACACGCAACUUGCCCCUGUCGAACAAAUCAAAUGCAUUGACGAAGAAUUCAUAAAGCUACCUCCACUUGCGUAUCACUGCAGGCUGGAUGGAGUAGACGCUUCUCGCGAUUGGACAGCAGAAGAAAAGAAGAAGUUUGAAGGACGUACUAUGGGAAAAUUAUUUUCAGCGACUUUCACUAUUCGAGAUUCCGAAGGCAAAUAUCCUGUGCGAUUGGUGGAAGAAACAAAGAAAGCAAACAUUGCCAUUAACGAGGAAUUCGGAGCGCCAAAUUUCACCAACAUCCCACCACCCAGUUCUGGGUAUACAAGUCGCAGUGUUCCUGAUAAACCAAUCAGUGUCAUCGUUAGUUGUUGUGUUGAUCCAUUUCGAUUCUAUCUAAGUCCUAUUGACGAUGCGUAUCAGAACGAACUGGAGGAACUUGAAAAGUUCUAUUCAUCGCUUUCUCCUAAUGAUUUGCACGAGGAUCAGCCCAGUUUAGGAUUACCUUGCGUUGCUCGUUUCGCCGAAGACGGUCGUUACUAUCGUUCGCAAAUCCUCAGUAUUGUUGAUGAUAAUGCUGACAUUCUUUUUGUUGAUUAUGGAAAUCAACAGAAGACUCCUCUGUCUGAAUUAAAACGAAUAACCCCAUGCUUCAUGGAAUUUCCGCAAAUGACCUGGCAGUGUAAAUUAAAAGGGGUGAAGAAGGCCAGCCCGAUCUGCCCCGAUUUUCAGAAACACAUCGACACAUGCUUUGCAACUAAUGAGGAGCUUUCUGCUUUGUUUCAUCCUUCAAGUCCAGGCGAGAACAAUGGAGUCUUUGAAGUGGAUUUAACUGUUCCUAAAAUUGGCGAUGCUUCCCAGUAUUUGAUCGAAAAAAAUGUCGUUGAACGUGUAUCGCUGGAAGCAGAUGUGGAAUUGGCUGCCCAAGAUGUGAACUUUUCUCCACAGCAAAUCAUUUCUACCAAUGCUAUCACUUUGUGUUUCAAAUCACCAGCCGAAUUUUGGGUUCAAUUUGAUCCGAGUUCCGUGAAUGAUUUCAUGGCACGCUUAGACAAACUGGCUCUCGAUCCUCAGUUUCUCAACAAAAAGGACUUCAUUCCCUCCGUUGGCAAACCUUGUUUGGCUUUCUACGAGGUCGAUAACCGUUGGUACCGCGCGAAGGUCGAAGCCGUCAACGAAGACUGUGUCACGAUCUUCUAUGUUGACUACGGAAACAGUUGCGACGUGAAGACCUGCGAUUUGCGUGGAUUACCCAAGGAAUUUGCGCAACAACCGGCCCUGGCUUUUAAAUGUUGCCAGGAUGGCUCCGAAAAUUUUUCAGAAACCGCCUCGAAGUUAUUUGAAGAAAUCGUCAUGGAUUUGGAAAGCUUUUCUGUCAAGUUCUUGAAGUUGGUCGAUGGAGUUCUAUGCGUUCGACUCUCUCAUGGUGAAAGUGAUCUUUGUGAACUCUGCAGCCCAUUUGAAACUGAACCUUUACCCGAAGAGCCAAUUAUAUCUGGCGCCGUGGUUCAAGCUGAAUCGUUAGUUCAAGAUGUUGCUGUCACAAACAACCUAGCCGUCAAUGAUGUUUUUGGAACUCUUCUACUGUUUUCUGAAUUUACCAGUCUUCCUGUUUCGGAAACACCGAUGGAAGUCUGUGUCUCUUGGUUUUAUAAUCCUGGCCAAUUUUUCUUAAGCCCCGUAAACCUCUCGAAAUAUCAGAACUGCUUGGAGGAGCUUGAAAAAUUCUAUUCGUCACUUUCUCCCGAAGAGUUUAUGGAGGAGCAACCCAGUCUAGGGUUACCUUGCGUUGCCCGCUUUACAGAAGAUGAUCGCUUCUAUCGUUCUGAAAUUCUGACGAUUCGUGGCGAAAUCGCUGAGCUUCUUUUUGUGGAUUUCGGUAAUAAACAAACCACUCCUCUGUCGCAGGUGAAGCGCAUGGUCCCACGCUUCUUGGGGUUUCCCAAAUUGGCAUGGAACUGCAAACUAGAAGGAGUAAAAAAGAUGACUAUUUUCUCCAUCAAUCCCGAAGCAAAAAAAUAUCUUGCCGCUUGCUUUUUAACCGGGGAAACAGUUACUGCUACAUUUCACUCUACAGGUUCAGAUGGAAACAAAGGGUUUUUUGAAGUGGAUUUGGCUGUUCCCGAGAUAGGCGAUGUCUCCCAAUAUUUAAUUCGAAACAAUAUCCUAGAACGUAUUUCACAUCCGAAAUUGCCUGCCCAGAAUCUAGAAUUCGUUUCGAAUCAAAUAAUUUCUACCCAUGCUGUCGCCUCUUACAUCAAAUCUCCCACUGAAUUUUGGGUUCAGUUAGAUCCAGUAUCAUUGGAACUCAUCGCGGAUCUUAUUGAUAAAUUGGUCCUUGAUCCCGCCUUCACCAACGAAAAUAAUUUCACCGUCUUCAAAGGCAAACCUUGUUUGGCAUUCUUCCCUGAUGACCAACGCUGGUACCGCGCUACAGUUGAGGCUGUAAACGGAGACACUGCCCAAGUCUUCUAUUUCGAUUAUGGCAACAAUUGCGCCGUGAAAAUGUCCGAUUUGCGUCAAUUACCUAUUGAAUUGAGCAAACAGGCAGCUCUGGCUUUUAAGUGUUCCUUGGAUGGAAGUAAAGGUUUUUCUAAGGAUGCCAUCACCGCUUUUGAGACUCUCAUGUUUGGACUUCCUGCGUUUAUCAUUGAGUGCUUGCAUGUCAUCGACGGAGUCCUUCGCGUUCGUCUCUACUCUUCUAGUGGGAUAAACCUUAUCAAGCAACUCAGCAGCGGAAAAUUGUCUCUGCCACCAAUACCGGAAGAAGAAUCAGUUGAAUCGAUCCCAGAAGUUGUAUUCACUGAAUUGGAAGGAAAAAUAAGCUACUAUUCUUCCAACAUUUUCUGGUUCCAUCUUGAAAGGAAUAAAGUUGAAAUGAAGGAAAUGGAGGACCAACUAAAUCAACUGUGCAAAAGAGACGCCAAUUUCUUUUCCGACAAACAUAAGCCAAAGAAUAACCUGAUCUACGGAAUCAAACACCCCAAAUUUGCCGCCUGGCGCCGUGGACUGCUUUACAAAAUUUUUACGAAUACUGCCUCUGUUUAUUUUUUGGAUUACGGUGAUAGCCAAGUUGUCUCUUUUGCUGAAAUCUUCGCAUUACCUGAUGAGUUUCAAUGCAUUCCUCCAUUUGCGAUCCGGUGUCGCGUUAAGACUAGUUGGAAGCCAGUAGAAUUAACACCAGUUGUCUUAGAGAAACUGAAUGGAGUGUGUUUCUAUCCUCGAACUCCGUGUAAGUUGGUGUGUGGGAGAUGUGAAAAUGAUAAAGUAUCGUUCAUCGAAUCUUUUUUUCUCGGUGAACAUGAGAUUCUUGAGUUGCUUUGCACUGGUCUCACGAAGAAAGAAUGUGGACAAUCUGUUACAUUGGUCCAAUGCAUCAAUUUAAUGGGUGAGAAGGGCUGGAAGGGAGGUGAUUGGUGUUCAGGACUGAGGAGCUCGUCAGUCAUACAGUUUGUGGAUUUGUUGGGACGUUAAUAAUUCGUACCAUUUCAUUAAGAAGUUAUUCUCUUAUUAUUUCAUUUUUAUCAAGUUUAAUUAAGAAAUAUCUUGUGUGUAUUCCAUUUUUAUGUCACAUGACAAAUUGCUAUUAUGGUAAUGUCAUUCCAUUUUUAUGCCACAUGACUCAUUGCUAUUAUGGUAAUGUCAUUCCAUUUUUAUGCCACAUGACUCAUUGCUAUUAUGGUAACGUCCUUUCUUUUCGUUCAAAGGAAAAAAUUCAAAACUGUAUUGUGUUUUGUGAUUAAAAUAAAAUAAGAA